CUGUAAAAAAGGAAGGAGCCUUUUUCUUUCUCCCACUCCCUCUUCUCCGCUCAGUUGCUGUGAUUCGAGUAUCCUGUCCUCAACGUUCUCCUGUCUCCACGGCAACGCGGACUCGGGUACCACUUGCACUUGCAACAGUACAAGGAACAGGAAAGAGCAUCUCGUCGCAGCUUAGUAAUGGAUCUGGAACUGGAGCUGUCCUCCUCCAGUCUGUACCCAGACUUCCUCUUCUCCAAUGCGACACAGAACCUGUCCUAUUCUCCUUCAUCCAAUGCCAGCCUCGGUGUCCCGGGCCAGGGAUUCUCCAGGAAUCAUGCUUCCAUUAUCAUGGCAGUGGCUAUCACUGCCCUCUAUUCUGUGGUGUGUGUAGUGGGGCUUCUCGGCAACAUCUUGGUCAUGUAUGGGAUUGUCAGGUAUGGAGGUGUGUGAGGGUGGGAAGCGGUAGGGGGCGAGGGACUGGCAUUAACUCUUCCUUAACCAUACUAAAACAGGCUUCACUUUCUCUAAGAUGGGAUAGAAAACUCAAGCGGGAAUUUAAUACAUAUUUCAUUAUUUCAUGUGCCCGGCAACUUAACUUGCACUAAUAGCCAACUUCCUUCAUGUAUGCCGAAGACAGAGGGGGGUAAUUUAGAUAGAUAGAUGAUGUUUGCUUGUUUUUCUUCUAAUAUACAUGUGUUUUACCAGUAUCCUUCUGCUCUGUUUGUACCUUUAGAUAUUAUAUAUAAUUACAUGAUGAGAAUAUGUGAUGAAGUGUGGAAGAAUUGUACCUUGUUAUAAGAGUGUAUAUUACUAUGUAGUUAUGUGUGCAUCCUUAUAUCAGCACUUAAUGCACCUUGUUAUAAUUGACCGAAACUGGGUAUAUGUAUACAAUAUUUAUUCUGUGUGCCUUUAUCAUAUUAUAUACAUGAGUAUAUUAGUAUACACACACACACACACACACACACACACACACACACACACACACACAUCUCAUAUGCAGUCAGUCUCAGUGUUUCUAGGUGUACAGUAAAUAUGCCUUCACAUAACUAAAGGUAGAAAAACUAUAUUUUGCAACCAGCACUUACAAAUCAACCUUAGUUGUGUAAAUUCAGGAUGGUUUUAUAACAAUGUCAAUCUUACAUGGUGACUCUUCAGUGCCUCUAGUUACAGGUCUAUCUAUGUAUGUUACCAAACACAUUGCAGCUUCUUCUAUUUCUCAUGAUAAGUUUAGCAUAUUCCUCAUACAUUUACAUAUAUCUCUCUAUAAUUCCUACCUAUAAUUGUUCACUUCAUAUAACAUCUCCCUAAAACUCCUCUCAAUAUCGCUGCUAUAACUCCAAUCUCUCCCCCUAACUCUCCAUUUAACAUCUCCCUAUAACUUCUUCUAUCUCUCUAUAUAACCUCUCCCUAUAACUCCUCCUAUCUCUCCAUAUAACCUCACUCUAUAACUCCUCCUAUCUGUCCAUAUAAAUCCGCCUAUCUCUCCAUAUAAACUCUCUCUAUAAUUCAUCCUAUCUCUCCAUAUAACCUCUCUCUGUAACUCCUUCUAUCUCUCCAUAUAACCUCUCCCUAUAACUCCUCCUAUCUCUCCAUCUAACCUCUCUCUAUAACUCCUCCUAUCUGUCUAUAUAACCUCUCCCUAUAACUCCUCCUACCUCUCCAUAUAACCUCUUCCUAUAACUCCUCCUAUCUCCCCAUAUAACCUCUCCAUAUAACUCCAUAUAACCUCUCCCUAUAACUCCUAUCUCUCUAUAUAACCUUUCUCUAUAACUCCUCCUAUCUCUCUAUAUAACAUCUCCCUAUAACUCCUCCUAUCUCUCCAUAUAACCUCUCCCUAUAACUCCUCCUAUCUCCCCAUAUAACCUCUCCAUAUAACUCCUAUCUCUCUAUAUAACCUCUCCCUAUAACUCCUCCUAUCUCUCCAUAUAACCUCUCACUAUAACACCUCCUAUCUCUCCAUAUAACCUAUCUCUGUAACACCUCCUAUCUCUCCAUAUAACCUAUCUCUGUAAUCUCUCCAUAUAACCUCCUAUCUCUCUAUAUAACCUCUCCCUAUAACUCCUCCUAUCUCUCCAUAUAACCUCUCCCUAUAACUCCUCCUAUCUCUCCAUAUAACCUCUCACUAUAACACCUCCUAUCUCUCCAUAUUACCUCUCCUUAUAUUUUAUUUUGACACCUCCUUUAUCUCCAUAUAAUCGGCUCAUUUUACUCACCAUAUCCACUAACAUCUUGUAUCUGUUUUUUUAAACAUAAACACAUAAUAUUAUAGCAGUUAAGAACAGACCAUUAUAGUCCGCUGGGCAGAUUCAAAAUUAAAUUUCUAACAGUUACUCUGCUAUGUUCUAGUAAUUAGACUGUUACUAGACUAUGCUACAUCCAGUUCUCUUUUAUUUUAUAAAUAAAUGUUAUUUUCUUAUUUUAUGAUUCAUGUAGCACUGAUACAGACUGUUCCACAAGUACAGCAAUCUAUUUGUUCAAGAAGAUGUUCUGUUCACUAUCGUCAAAGACAUACUGUGAUAUGACUAGAAAGUGUUCCUACAAAAUACUUUCAUUUGUCAAUAAAUUCUCAUCCCAAAUCAUGACCUAAACUCAUUUUCCUUGAUUGCGAUGUAUUGGAUUCCCUAUUUCAGACAUCAGAACCUCUGAAGAAUUCUAUUGAUACAUUCACGAUCCUUCCUGCAAGGUGACCUGAAUAAUAUUCAACCUCUCACUAUCUUGUUAAGGGACAUAAGCUGAUUUUCUGGAAACGAAAAGUCCUUAAAAUGCAUUACCUCUUCAACCUUGCAAACAACUUUAUAGCCAUUAAAAUGUCAUCACUCAUCCACAAUUAUCAAGACCUAUUUGUUAUCUGGAAGGUAAAUAAUAUUUUAUUCCAUUUUGCUCGUCAGCUCACUAGAAAAUAUAAAGAUAACAGAAUAUUAUUAGCUAGAAUUCCCUGCUUAUUCAACAAGUAUGAUGAAUGGACACAAUUGCAAAAUGGUGGAUCAGACAUGAAAUUGUGGUUAUGUGAAAAUGUAUGCAUGUUUCACUCCCAAACAAUAUAUUUCUUAUCUGUAUAUCUGUUGUACAAAAGUAUAAGAUGAUUGGUUAAUUAUUCUUGUAUUUUAAUGUGCAUAAUACGUUAUACAUAAUCCAUAUUUGUCUCACACUUUGCUGCUUAUUAUCCACAAUCUUUUCCAUGCUGUUGAAACAAAUAGCAAUAUUAUGGGACUCAUACAGCUUAAAAGGAAACUAUAGUCUCCAGAAUCACAACAGCUUAAUGUAGUGGUUCUGGUAUCUAAACCCUGACCCUGCAGGCUUUUUAUUGUAAACACUGCCUUUUCAGAGAAAAGGCAGUUUUUACAUUGCUGCCUAGGAGCACCUCUUGUGGCAGUCACUCAGAAUUCAUUCAAUGCAUUUCUAUAAGGAGAUUCUGAUUGGUCCAGCGUUUCCUAUGAAAGCAAGACUGAUGAUCUCAGCCAUGUAGGUGGGGCCAGUUGUGGCGUGACUGGCGUGGUCAUUAAGAAAAGAUUUUAAAACGUUUAGUCUCCACGUAGAGGGGGGCCAGAUUCCUAAAUACAUGCUUGUAUUCCUCACACUAUAGUGUUUCUUCAGUAUUUGUUCAAGGAGUGAUUGCUGGUAAAUUCACCAACUUCCUCCUUCUCCAUGUGACUUUUUCCACCAAACAUGUAGAACUUUCCUUGAUAGAUCUCUUGUCCAGGUACAAUUUGACAGUUUGACUGUAUCAGGAUAUUUGUGUAUGUAUGUAGGUUGCUAUUUCCAAAUGUGUAGCAUGUGCUAUGUGAAUGCUGUAGGUGUUAUGGGUCUAAUGGUACUGUAUAUGUUGUGGGUGUCAUGUGAUGUAUGCAUUAUCAGUGUCAAAUAGGCACAUAUGUUAAAGGGACUCUCCAGCCAACCCGUUUUACUCACGUUGUUCCAGCGCCGUGAGCCUCGUGAAGCCGCGUCCCCUAUUUCGUCAAAAUGACGAAAUAGGCGGGCGUGAGCCGGGAGGAAUCAGACGCUUCCAUUUGGAAACGUCAUUGCUCCCUUGUGCGCAUGCGCAGCUUCGCCGCACAUAUGUAUAUACUUCAGAGGGCAGCAUUCAUGCUGCCCUCUGAAGUCCUGAGCGCACUACCGCAUGCUCAGCUCGCGGUCUUUGCCCGCCCCCUCUCCUCUGCUGACAGGCAGAAGAGAGAAGACGUGCACACAGUGCCUUCUCUCUCCUGCACACGUCAGACGAAUUUUAAUACGUCUGACGUGUACAAGGCCUUUUUAGGGCCCUGCAUGAUAGGAAGUCCCUCUGGUGGCUGUCUGAGUGACGGCCACUGGCGUAUUCCUAUCAAUCAAUGUAAACACAUUAAGCUGUAGUUGUUCAGGUGACUAUAGUGUCCCUUUAAAGGUGUCAUGCAUUCUCUAUGUGUUAUGGUUGCAUACAGCUUCUAUAUUUAUUAUGGGUGUUAUGCCUCUUCUGUAGGUUUUAUGAGGGCUUUAUUUAUUUACUUUAUUUAGGUGCUGUAUGUCUCAUGGGUUCAAUUGGUGCUCUAUUUUAUGUGUAGGUGAAUUAUGGGUGAAUAUUGGGUACCAAUACCAAUGUGGCAUUUGGUCUUAAGCUAUGGUGUAGAUGUUAUAAAAAUUAAACCAUUUUUUAUUUAAAAGAGGCGCAGUUUGAGAAAUGUCACCAUACUGAAUGCAACAAAAUUUUCCUUUGCAUCUCUACUGGAGUGUUUAAGAUGCUUCAGUGGACCUUCAGCUCCAGGCCAAAUGUCCCAUUACGCAAUAACUUCAGUAAACAGUAGCUACAAAACCAAUUUUAUCUUUAUCAGACAUGCUGCUAAGCACUACUAGCCUUGCAGUAAUAAUUUCUGUCCCUCAGACCUAGCAUUGCUUAAAAUUAAGACAUUCAUAAAUAUUGUUCUACUAGGGUAGAAUAAAAAUCUGUUAUGACCCAUUAUGCCUAUCAGUGUGGAAUUAGGCAUCCUACAUGAACCCAAGUGAUCCAAGUGCUUUUUUCUGUAUUCCCUUCUAAUUAUAUGCACCUUGCUAAACUUUAUUUCCCCUGAUAAAUUGCGGAUGCCUCUAUUCUCUCACCCAUCAUUUUGGUUUGAUUGCAAAUCUACAUUUAAUAAUAGAGUUCAUUGGUUUCCUGGAUGUAUUGGUCACUAUGCACUGUAUUUAGUUUCAUUAGUAAUUCUAGCGAUCAAGAUUUAAGUUUUGUUUCUCUACUUCUGCAGUAUUUUGUUGCAAAUGGCAAAAAUGUCCUUUCAUUGUGCCUGCACUUUAAUAAUGUAUGAAGUGUCCACUCAGUUCUCCACUCUAUUCCAACAUUAUUUAACAUUCCAAUCUUGUGCCUAGGUGUUUAAUUUGCCUGGCAGUGAUACAACUUUCUCUUUUAUAAGUUUUCUUUUCUGCCUUUCAUCUGUCUUGUAGAAUUGUAGAAACUAUAAAAACACCCUGGUACAGUAAAUGCAGGUUAUUCUCAUAUUCCUAGGACAUAUAUGAAAGAUCACCAGUGUCAAAAAUUCAUCCCCUUCAUGGCAUGUGUGUCAACAGGUCAUGCUUCCAACAUGAUAGUUUGGUCCUCAUGUCACAAGGUUGCAAUUAGCCUUAUCUGCAACAGUUUUCAAGGGGUAUUUACACAUGGAAGACAUCUAUGUGUUUGACAUGAUGUCAGAAGUCUUGCAUAGCACUCUAAUAAUAAAACACACCGAGCAAUGAGGCAAAUCAUCCCAAAAUCAAUUACAACCAAACCUUAAUUACUUAACUCACGCAAUCCAACAUGAAUAAAGGCUUUAAGCUGAAAGUUGAUGCUGCAAUCCAACCUAAAUGAUGGUGUUAAUGUGAUUAAUGUAUGUGUUUUCUUUGUAGUGGAUUUAAUACAUAGAUGCUACAUCUCCUGCAUAACAAUGUAACACAUUACCAUUUUUGAGAUACAGUAUAUUUACAUUUAGCUAAAAACACACUUCUAGUGAGUGUUAUUCAGACAGCAACUAAAGCCAGUUCAACUUUGUAGGGACUCCUAGAGCACUUUAGCUUUGCUGAAUAAUUUAUGUUUGAAGAGUUUGUCCUAGAAACUGGCACUUUUAUAAUCUCACCCCUACACCCCCCAGUUGUCAAUCAGAAGACAAGUCAUGUUAACUUCCUGGUUUGGUUAGCUCAGUGGAGUUAAAUCUGAGAGGCAGGCAAUGCUUCUAAACACAUGCCUUGCAAAGCAUUCUCAUUGAGCUGCAUUGGGAAGUCUGUGAUUGGACAGCCACAGAACAUCUGGGCAGGGUAAGAAGGGGGGGGGGGGGGCUUGCAAAUGCUUCUGGCAAGAGGACUGCAACGUUUGCCAGCUGAUUUUAGAUAUAUCCCAGAGAAAAUGCAUGCUUAAGUGCAUGCAUGUUUUCAUUGGGAUUAUAUCUACUAAACAGUGCUUUUUAUUUUAAUUUGGAACAUGUAGUGUCCAUUUAAGAUAUGCAUAGCAUUAAGAUACGGAAUGCAGCUAGUGCUGCUCAAAGAAAAACAUUGCAUUCAAUGCUUCCUAUAGAGAAGGCAGAUUAGGCUACAGUAAAGAAACUCUCAAACUGAAUUACAUAUAGAUUAUUUUUUCUUCUUUUAUCAGAGGGGUGGCAGUAAUUUAAACCUACUAUGGUGCACACCCCACUUUCAAAUAAUGUUGUUUUUAUUGUGUGUUUUUUUACAAUUAGUGUGUUUCUUUAUGGAAUGUCACAAUGUAUAUUUGCACAAAGGUUUGUGGAACAGGCAAUUACAUUUUCAGAAUUAUUCCCCAAAUAUUAAUUUCCAUAAUUGUAAAGUGAAUUUAAAGGGUAUUUCAACGCUUUAGUCAAAAUAACCAAACUGAAAACAUAGCUGAUUUUGACUUUUACCUAAAUUCUAUAUGCACGUUGAGUUUACUUUUCCAAGCAGUUCAUACUUUGGUGAACAAACCCUUUCAGAUUUUUCCCCACAAUCAUACUUCAUUGUUUUUUAAGCAUGCAAAAAGUGCCAGCUCAUGCACUUUUCUAAACUUCCUCAGACACUCCAUUAUUUAGUGUAGGAUUUUCCUAUGCCUUUUUCAAUCAACAGCAAAAAACAAAUGUGAGGAAAAUCGAACUUGAUUGACACAUCUUUUUUUCAGCCUAUGUAGCUAUGUAACAAUUUCUUGUCAAUUUGGAAACCUUACUUUUAAAAUCCCUCCCUUAUUUUGUCUUGUAACGAAAUCCCUUAUUAAACAGACCAUGUGAACCAGCUUGUUCGGUUAUUAGGAUGGUUACAGAGUGAUUUCGUGCAAAUAGCGAGAAAAACGAAUGAACUACCAAACCACCCGACCUCCCACUGAGGUCGUGUGGCGCCUAUUAACCACCCAGACUGUUGCGCUUAACCACAGACUAAUUGGGGAAUAGCUGGUGGUCCGCAUUCGUUUACCGAACACGUGGCAAUCGCCAUUUUGGAUUGUCGAAUGCGCAGCGGUAAAUGGCGAGGAUUCCCUGGAACUAAUUUCGGCUACUUAUUUUGUUGAACACCGCUGCUACCUCUUCAAAUCCUCGUUCGUACUGUGGAAAAACACACGAAUGUCGGAGAUACUACUUCAUUCGUGCGUUGGAAGUAUGCAAAAGUGACCGACCCCAGAUAGCUACAGUAUGUUACUUGUAGUCAGCUACAAGCACACGAACGGCCGGCGAAAGCCAAAUUUCAGUCGACGUUUCUGAGAACUGUGUUUGUGGGAUCUGAGGGCUAUUCGCCUAGAAUAUGCACUCCGAUCCAAGCUAUCUGGGGAUAUGUGGGACUUAAAGUUUGUUAUGUAAAAUGAAAGUUAUAGAUUUUUAUGCUGUUUUGCUAAAAUAAGAAAAGCCAUGUUUCUUUCUACCUGGAGAUAAUUAAGGCUCUUUUUACUCACUUAAGUUAAUUAUCUCCAGGAUUGAAAAGAGGGAGUGAUUUAUGGAAAGGGGAGUGCUUGUGUUAUAGCCACUGUGAUUGGCUACUGUAAUGCUUUUGUCCCAGUCUUCCAUCUGGUCCACCAGGUGGGAGACCUGCAUAAAUACCGGGCGGGUAGCCCAUAGUAAAUCAGAUCGUUUUACCCCUUCACGAAGUCUCGACUCAUGUUUGGGGGAUUGGGAGUUAUAAUCACUUCGUUUCAGCUGGAUUUCGGGAGAAGCUGCAAGGAUCAUCGCUGCACGAAUAGAAGGAUCCUUUACAUGUCUCUAAAUGAAUCCCACUCUAUAUAAAGUCUCUAUGCCAAUGAGACCUAUCCCAAUGACACAAAUGUAAAAUGUACAACCUUUUACCAGAGCUGUUACUGUCUCACCAUAUGACCUAUAAUUAUUCCUCUGCUUAGCGCUCCAUAACCUUUCUUUUUAGUUUCUCUGACAUCUUCUAAUAACUGUUUCAUAUCUGCCUUCUACACGGUCGUGUAGACUUUCUCAGCACCUCUACUAUAGCCAUAAACAUGUGUUCAAGGUUCUGUCCAUCUUACUCUACCUGGAAUUGAGCCCCAGGAGAAAUAUGGCAGCUGGCCUUGUGCUGCAGUCUGUCACAGGACCCAGAGUUUCAAUGAUUUGUUUUUAGAGACAGACAGCCUGUUGGGAUCCCAUAAUGCCAAAAAAUCUUGGAGCUAUUGAAAUCUGAUACAUCUAAAAAUAUGUAUCUAAUAUUUUGAUCCUGUGCCAAUUGUGUUACAAAUAGACUAACUUGGGAACCAUUGCUAUAUAAUGAUGGAACUGCUAUGUAAAAAUCAUAUUUAAUAUAUAAAACAUUUAGGGCCAUCCAUUCCGAGCAUUUAUAUCAAUCUGCUUGCUCUACUGUACAUUUUUUCAAUAGAGUUAAUAAGCUGCAGCAGUUAAAUAGACUCUGUGAGUGCAUCCAACGACAUUUGUUCUCUUGGCUUUAAGUGCUAUAUUUUUAAUCAAAGCAAAACCACACUGGAAUUGUUGCCAUAAGCAAUAUCAUUCUUGUUACAUGGAAAGCUGUGAAAGGUGCUGUUCCAUCUAGAUAAGAUAUUAACCGCUUGCUUUAUCAUGCUUAGCAGUGGAAAGAUAGCUCUGUCAUUUUUAUUCUUCAGUAGUUUAAAACACUUAAAACCAGAUCCUUUUAUGAAGGUGUUUUUGCAGCUAUGGCAACAACGCCUUUUAACCUAUCAAUGCCCUCUUAUUGAGCCCAACGACAGCAGGGUACAUUUAAUCAGACUCAGAAAAAAUAUAAAGGCUCCUGGGAAAACCCAGUGAGUUCCCAGAUAUGCCAGUGAUUGGGUACAAAUAUGUAUAGAUCUAUAUAAAUCUUGUACUUAAAUAUGCACAAGUCUCAAUCUGAAUAUCCUUUUUUUUUUUUUUAACUAAUCAUGAUUAGUGGAGUUGCUUUUUUCCUCCUUGUAUUACUAAUCAUUGCUCUUUGUUCUUUAAAGAAAAAAACUGUAAAACGUUUGUUUUGAAGUCAAAUUUUCAUUUCAUUUACAGGAAGCAGUUGGUGAAAUCCAAAUUAAGCUGAUUAUCCUUUGAAAUAGAAAGAUUUGAUGACCUGAAACAAAAACAAAAAAUCAAUUUGCCAUUUUAACUAACACUACUCUUGGCUAUAGUGGCACAGACUCCUUAGUGAUAUUAUUGGUCUUUAUGUUUGCACAUCACUUAAGAACUAGUGAUAACAAAAAUCACAUUGAUACGAAGUAAAAUAGUUGCCACACUAAAGCAGCUCUGUCACCCUCCCUCUCCCCAGUGAGUAUUUCAUAAAGAUAAAAUAUUGGAAUUUCACUGCAAUUGCAUCUCAGUCAAGAGAUAAAUAAGACAAAGCAUGUGCGAGAGUACAGCACUAAGGUUGGCUCCUGGUAGAUGAAGUAAAAGGGGCUGAAAAGACGAUGGCUGGAUAAAUUCAGGUAAGUAAACCUCAUCUUUCCCUGUACCCCGCAGCCACCUGAUUGCAAGCGGCACCAUUGAAGACUUUGCAAAAUAAGUAAACACCCCAAAAAGUGACAGAGCUGCUUUAACCAAACUUCUGGAAUAAAAGGGAAUCAUGACAUGUCACACUUGUCAUGUGUCCUUAAGGGGUUAAAUAUAAAUAAGUAAUAACUUGAAAUGAUAUAAUUGAAUAAAGCAAUGUCAAAAAAAUAUACCUAUUCAUCUUUAAGUUUGCAUUUUAAUUAAGUUUAAUAAUUCAAAUCUGCAGCAAGCAUUGAAAGUUGCAAUUUUAUUAUGUUGACUUUUCCUGGAAACAGAAUCUCUGAAAUAUGGCAUUUACAGUAAAAAAAAAAAAUGCAAUUAAUCUAUAUGAUUUACAGUAAAAAUAUUGCAAUUAAUCUAUAUGAUUGAGCGCUAAAAUAAAGUUAUAAGUUCUGAACCAAAACAAAACCUUGAUUUUGACAGGACAGAAAUGGCUUUCAUUUAAUUUCCUGUGUAUAUCUUACACAACCUUACUUGUGAAUAAAAUUUUAAAAAUCAGGAGGGGGUGGUGAGGGGGCAUUUUUGUUUAUAAUAAUGUUUACGCAUCUAAUGCCUCUUUAUAAAAAUAAUUCAACAUAGAGUCAUAUAUUAGUCUUGGUUGUUACAUGCCUAAUAUGCCUAAGAUCGAAAUACAUUUUGUUAGUUAAUGCUAACCCUAUACCAACCAUACCCCUUACCUAAAGCUUACAAUAACGCUAAUCAUAUUUUACCCAUAACUUGUACCCUACAACCUUAAAACAGCAUCAACCCAGACCAAGCAUUAAUCCUUACCUUACCCUAACACUCACACUACACUAACCCUACCUCUAAAGUUAACCAUUAUGCUACCCUAGCACUAACUCUGUAACCCUACACUAUUCUUACCCCUAAAUCUAACCUUAACCCUACCAUAACCCAAAGCUCCAACACUAACCCUAUGGAAACCAUCUGCUAGUAUCAAUUAUGAUAUUAUGGGGUUCAUAGUUAACACAGUAUAUAGUGGUCUGUGACCGCCAUCUACUGCCUGUUUUCAAAAGUACAGUCACUGUAAUUAUGAAUCAAGCCUUCUUACCAGCCAAUUACACUGUGCAAAGCCCAGCACCAGUAACAAUUGGCUGGGGAUGGGCAGGAAGACCCAGCCAAGGUCAGACCUUUGGGAGUCUCACUCAAGCUCAGCCAUAGCUUUAUAAAUUCAUUUAAAGGGCUCUAAGCAGCGCUGACUUCUAGUGUUUAUUAGAGUUCUUUGGUCUCUAAGAAUAUAUAACCCUGAUCACACUAAACUGCAGGGCACUGUAUGUUGUCCUUUAGACAUUUAAGCGCACUCUGUGUAGCACGGCAAGGUCCUAACAUCGGGAAGGGGUAAAAAAAUCUCUUUUAUGUCCCAAGCUGCAUUUCAUUUUGUCUAACAAAAAUGUUUAAAAGUGAAUAAAGGACGAUUCUCACUUUUUAUUUCUUCUCUACAGAUACACCAAAAUGAAGACUGCCACCAACAUUUAUAUAUUCAAUCUUGCAUUGGCAGAUGCCCUUGCCACCAGUACACUCCCCUUCCAGAGUGCCAAGUAUCUCAUGGAAACCUGGCCCUUUGGGGAGAUCCUCUGUAAGAUAGUUAUUUCCAUAGACUACUACAAUAUGUUCACCAGCAUUUUCACCUUGACCAUGAUGAGUGUGGACCGUUAUGUGGCUGUUUGUCAUCCUGUUCGGGCACUGGACUUCCGUACACCUUCAAAAGCUAAAGCUAUAAAUGUAUGCAUCUGGAUCCUAUCAUCAGUCAUUGGUGUUCCAAUUAUGGUUAUGGCAGUAACCAAAAUUAACAAAGGUAAGUAGCAAGAAUAGCUGGUAGUGUUAUAAUAUGAAAUGAUCUGCUUGAGAAGUUGAGGAAUGUACAUGAAAUUGUUUAUGGAUUCCCCAAUAUUGUGGUAAGACAACAAGAAACAUAUCUCUUCUAUGCAGGCUUUAUACUGUACCUGGUGAAAUCAGCCAUAUGUAGUAUUGUGCAUGUUGUGCACUGGAUGUUUGAGAAGAUGGUUCCAAUUUGUGUCGCCCUUUUUUCACCUUGCUCCGCCAUCAGGCUACCAUGCAUGGCAGUUACAUAUUUCAGUGACGCUGACGACAGCAAACCUGAGCCUCUGCAGUUGCUUGGAGAACAAGACAUCUUUCUUUUUUUGCCAUCACUCAGUGAUUUGUACUUAGUUGAAUAGGGGGAACCCACCCAAUGAUAACUGGCCCCUUCCCCACAAGAAAAAAAUACUGCACACACAGCAAAGAUGCAGACUAUAUAUAUAUAUAUAUAUAUAUAUAUAUAUAUAUAUAUACUGGCGGAACUACCGCAAUCGCAGCUGCCUUGUGACGGUGGUGCCCACCGGCUACGUAUGACUGCCGGGGCCACAUUGAAGGGGCCCAUCGGGUGUCCAAUGCUGUUAGGGCCACCCGAUGGCAAUUAAUUUCCAGGGUGCCCGGUCAGUGCUGCGGCGCUUUAACCCCUUAAGGACCAAACUUCUGGAAUAAAAGGGAAUCAUGACAUGUCACACAGGUCAUGUGUCCUUAAGGGGUUAACAGCACGACAUGGCCCCCUGUGGUGAUGUCAGACGUUGUCAGACGUUGGGAGGAAGUGACAGCCCCGGUUACUCCUCCCAGCAAUCACCGGGAGCCAUGGGGAGGAGGAAGGAGAAGAGUUCCCAUUCUGACUCCCAUCAGGCUGAGCCACUGGACCCAAGGAAAGUCACCCUCCUGCACCUAAAAGGUAGGAAACAGGACGGUGACUAAAACAUUCUGUAUAUGUGUUUGUAUGUAUGUGUGUGUGUGAGUGUUUGCGUGUGUCUGUAUGAAUGUUUCUCUGUUUGUGUGUAUGUAUAUGAGUGUGUGUCUGUAAGUAUAUGUAUGUCUGUCUGUGUGCCUGUGUGUGUGUCUGUAUGUAUGUUUGUGUAUGUCUGUCUGUGUCUAUGUAUGUAUGUGUCUUUGUAUUUGUGUGUGUUUGUAUGUGUGUGUCUAUGUGUGUCUGUAUUUGUGUGUGUUUGUCUGCAAGUGUGGGGGGGAACGUAUGGGAUGGGGAGGGUAAACGUAUAGGGGUGGUGGCGGGGGCCCCAGGGCAAUUUUCACACCGAAGCCCCGUGGUUUCUAGUUAUGCCUCUGUAUGUAUGAAUGUAUGUAUGUAUGUAUAUGUAUAUAUUCAAGUAGAUAUUGUAGUCGUAUUAGUCCAAUGAUGCAGAUGUAAAAAACAGAUAAAAUGUUAUCUGUUUUUUACACACACACACAUAUAUAUAUAUAUAUAUAUAUAUAUAUAUAUUCAAAUAAACCAGUAUUGUAAUUGUAUUGUAUACAAGGAUCCAACUGUUGCACUUAUGCAGUUUAGCUCUAGCAGUGAGUUGACAAUCAUGAGACUUGUAAUAUACCGAAAACUGACUAACUAGUAACACCAGUUCCCUAAUCAAUUGUAGGUGAUCUUCUCACCAAGGUAUCCUUGUGUUGGUGCACUGUCUGAGCUAUUGAUUCAGGCAGCUCUAACCGGGGGAAACAAAGGUAUUAAUGCUGAUAUAUAUUAGUAAAGUGCUUCUCAUUAGUGUCUUCAGACAGCUCUGGGAUGCUGUCCCUUUAGCCUCCUGGCUUACAAUGAAAGGGUCUUUCCACACAGAUGCUUUUCUGCAGCUCUGAUUGCACCUUACUGGUACUAUGACCGAAUUCAGGAGUUGAACACUCUGGGUACUUGCAGUCUUUUCCACUCACUCAGGAACCACACCGCACAAUGCUAUAUUUUCUGAACACCAGCACUUGAAUCUCAGUGUACUGCUUGGAUGUUGACAGUGCACUGUGCACAUACUAAAAACAGAGGGCUUGCUCCUGGCCUGCUUACAAAGAGCAAUGUGUCUCCUGUUUCUUUACUCCCCUCCUUAGCUUUGCCUCUCCCUCCUUUUUCAGAAGCUUCUCCGCUACACUGCUUCCUCUGAUAGGCUGAGAGGCGUAUAUAUAGCCCUGAUUGACUGACACAUGCCCAAAAGACAGAACAACCACUCCGAGUUACAUGUACCGCCGCGUAAAAUUUCUUCCUCCCAGUGACAGGACAAGAACAUCCUAGCCAGCUUCAAAACAGUAUAAGAGAACAUGGUACAUGAUAUAGGAACAAUGAUUUAUAACAGCAAAGCACUUUUACGAAGAAUUUAAUUUAGGCGUGCAACAUAUUUAUCAUUUAUUGUACUUGGAUUGGGACUGAGAGUAGGGUGGUUCCCCAUUGUUGUCAUAUGUCAGUUACUUCAGUGGCCUAUAUCUUCUACUUCAGCCCAGAUUCCUCUGUGGGAGUCUGCCGACAUCUUCAGCACACGGUAUUCCCCCACACUAUUAGGCAGGGGUCCAGUUGCUUGAGGCUCUGCUCUUCCCAUAGAACUUUCAGAGGAACCUGGGCCAAAGUUAGAGUUUUUUUGGAUUCAGAAAAGAUGGAGAAGUAGCAGGGACAGAAGGCUGUUCUUGUUCAUAGCCAGAUUCAACAGCUCCUCUGCCAACAGAAACCUUAUCCAGGGUCAACUGCUGCGGAGUGUCUCAUACUGGGCUCUAAUCUCCAUCAUUCUGACUAUUAUUAACUUUGUCAUCUUCUGGAAAGGCCACAGGCAAUAAGUGAUUUUUAUGCUUUAACUUUAUCCAGCCUUCAGGUCCCUUGAUUCUGUACAUGGGAAUCCCUGGGAUCUUGGAGACGACUUCAAACAAAAUGUCUUUCCAACGGUCAGCUAACUUGUGUUUUCUUUUUUGUCAGUAGGAUUUUGUUUCCAGAAUGAAUGUCCUUAUUAUGUACCCUAGUAUUAUAUCUUUGCUUGUUAUUUUCAUUCAGGUUGGCUGUGGCCUGCCCAUAAGCCUUUUGUAAGUUAUCCUUUAGUUGCCUGACAUAGCAAUCGUGAGGUCCAUGGUUCAUUCUAUCUGAGGAUACUCCCAGGUGGAUGUCAAUGGGCAUACUUGCUUCUCUACCAAACAUAAAAAAAUAUGGGAGAAGCCAGUGUCAUGUCACGUACAAUUGUAUGCAUGAACCAUUGCUUAUACAUGCCAACUUCAGGACCUUUAGUCACAAUCACAUAUUAAGCAGAGUUCUGUUGGACCUCUCAGGAAGAGCAUCUCCCUCAGGGUGGUAUAGGGUCAUUCUAGACUUUUGAUCUGAAGUAGUUUCUGUAAGAUAUUACUCCUCACCUUGCGGUAUUUGCGCCCAGUGGCCGUGCGUCUGUAUAACUGACUCUUGAUACAUGUUAAUGGACGCCGGCCACUGCGGAUCCACGCCAAAUUGUACCCCAAUGUCCUCCUAGGUUAAUGACUAAGUCGGCUGGAUCAAUUAGUAAUCCUGACAUUACGACAUGGCCAUAGAUCCUGUAGAAUUGUGUAAGCACAUAGCAGCUUGCGAGAGAAAGCUAGAGGAGAAUGAUCACCGUAUGGAUCAAUUUGCACAGGCUUUCAGUACGCUUCUUACUAGCACAGCGCAUCUGCAACCUGCGGCUUCUCCAACUGUGUCACCUCUGCCUAGUGUACCUCCACCUAUAGUACAUAAGGCACCUACUAUCUCCCUAUCUCCUUCCCCCGCAUUUUGAUGGAAAUAUUCAAGAAUGCCGGGGAUUACUGAAUCAAAUUAUCAUUUUGAGGCCUCACCAGGAUCGUUUCCCUCGGAUAGAGUUAAGAUUGGUUUCCUAAUGAAUCAACUUAAAGGUAAAGCCUUUAUAUGGCUUGGGCCAGUCCGUUAUGGGAGAGUAAUAGGAGUAUCGCACACAACUACCAGGAAUUCCUUGCGGAAUUCAAAUUAACAUUCGAACCAUUAGGCAGUGAGGAUGUCGCCUCCACUGCCCUAAUGCAUAUAAAACAAGGGAACCAGUCUAUCUCAGAUUAUGCCAUAUAAUUUCACACCUUGGCAUCUGAGGUAAACUGGACUAAUAGUGGGUUGAUCUCUGCUUUUACAAAAAGGAUUGUCCGAAGCAAUUCUGGACGAGAUUGCUGCCAAAGAUCUACCUAAAAAAUAAAUGAGUUUAUAACAUUUGUCAUGGAAAUUGAUAAUAGAUUAAGAACCAGAGAAACUACCAGAAAAAAACUAAACGUAUGGCUAUGUCACUAGCACCUCGUUUUUCCAGACCUAUUGUUCCUGAUCCUCCUGUUCAGUCUGAACCCAAACCAAUGCAGUUAGGGGUCACCAGACUGUCAGAGGCAGAAAGACAAUAUAGGAGAAAAGAGGGCCUAUGUCUAUACUGUGGUAGAAGAGGACAUAUGAGGAGUGCUUGUCCCAUAUGUCCAGAAUACUUAAGGGGACAGGUCUUAGGUGUAAUGGAUAUGUCCAUUGGGAAUAACAAAAAUAGAUUUCUUCUCGAUAGUAUGAUUAAAUGUAACAAGAAGAACUUUUCAUGCAAGGCCCUGAUGGAUUCAGGUGCAGCAGGAAUCUUCAUUGAUAUACAUUUUGUAAAAAAAAAAUACUAUACCUAUCAAGGAGAGACUAUCACCCUUUGCCGUUGAGGCUAUUGAUGGGAGACCACUCUCUCAACCCUUAAUUACCCGCAAAACCUUACCCAUUAGCAUUUUCAUUGGUGCCUUACACAAGGAAGACAUAACUUUUCAAGUUAUUGCUUCUCCUUCUUUCCCCAUCAUAUUAGGCUUUCCUUGGAUUACUAAGCACAAUCCUCAUAUUGACUGGGCUAAUGGGGAAAUAAUGGAAUGGGGCAAGGAUUGUACUGAGAGGUGUAUGUUACACAUUACCAUAGAGUGGGCAUCAUUACAUUAUCCACUACUAUGUCUCAAACCUCCGAAGUUCCCAAACAAUAAGUUAAGGAGGUAUUUAACAAAACUCAGACCAAUAUUCUACCUCCUCACAGAGCAUAUGACUGUUCCAUAAACCCAAGGGAGCAGUAUAUGCGUUAUCUCCACAGGAGAGUAGGAUAAUGGAGGAGUAUAUCAAAGACGCCCUUAGUAAGGGCCAUGUACGUAAAUCAUAAUCGCCUGCUGGUGCAGGAUUCUUUUUUGUAUCUAAAAAAAGAUGGUGAGUUACGUCCAUGCAUUGACUACAGAGCGUUGAACAAAAUCACCAUUAAAAAUGCCUACUCCAUUCCCCUCAUUUCCGAAUUGUUUGACAGACUCCAUGACUCUUCUGGUCAUAGUCCUUUCUUCAGUAAUAAAGGUCGUCAUCCUACUGUACUACCACCUGUUUUCUCUGACACGGCUAUACCUGCUUUGGAUGAUCACCUUGCUUCUGUCCAUGAUACGUGGACCAAGGUUCACUCCGCUCUGGAAACUGUGGCUGAUCGUUUCAAGUAUUAUGCUGAUAAAUGGCGGGGUAUGAAGUGGGUGAGAGGGUGUGGUUAUCAUCACGCAACGUUAAGCUGAAAAUUAGCAUGAACUUUGUCCCCAGAUUUCUUGGUCCAUUUCGUAUCAUUAGGAAAAGUAAUCCUGCCUCUUAUUGUCUGGCACUUCCUGCCUCUUUGCAUAUUCCCAACACCUUUCAUGUCUCCUUGCUCAAACCACUUGUUUGCAAUAGAUAUACUGUCCCAAGUGUUCCCCCUGCUCCAUUGGUUGUUUCUGGACAAGAGGAGUAUGAAGUCUCCUUCAUAAUUGAUUCCAGGUUUUCUUGUGGCACCUUACAGUAUUUGGUUGAUUGGAGGUGGUAUGGGCUUGCUGAACGUUCUUGGGUUCCAGCCUCUGACAUCCAUGCUGGCCGCAAAAUUUGUUUUUUCCAUGCCAAAUUUCCUCUAAAGCCUGGCCAGCUCGUCCGGUGGGUGGUCUUCAGGUGGGGGGUAAUGUAACAUAUUCCUCCUCACCUUGAGGUAUUUACGCCCAGCGGCCGUGCAUCUGUAAACUUGCCUCUUGCAACAUGUUAAUGGACGCCGACCGAUGUGGAUACCCAGCAAAUUAUACCCCCACAUCCUCCCACGUUAAUGACGACGUCACACGGGAGACGUGCGCACACUUUUUGGAGUCAAAUGUAAAGCACUUAUUUAAGCUCAAAUUUUGCCCUGUCAUGGUUUCCCUAGUGGUUGUCCGAGAGUGUGUUCCUGAGCGUUUAUUUCUGUUUUUUUACUUUGGUUUCGUUUGACAUUCCUGUAUUCUGGUAUCUCUGACUUCUGGCUUUCCCUUAUCGUUGUGUCUCAUUUUGUACCCCCGACCUCGGCAAGUAUCCUGACAUUGGUGCGUUAAGUUUGGCCAUUUUAAGUCCUGGUAAUAUGUUACCUUUUAGUCCUAGGUGUGACACAAUUCUACGUGCUGGAUAAUCCUGACAGUUUCAACAUCUAAUGAAUUAACUUGCUUUCAAAAUCUCUACCUUGAUCAAAGUGCAGCCAAUUUUGGAACCCAUAAUGCACAAUUUUUGCCACAAUUCUUUAGCAACAGUGGAAUUCUUCUCAUCUUUUGUUGGGUAUGCUGGGGCAUACUUGGUGCCAAUGGAACAGCUUCUAUGCAGAAGAAGACUAAAUCCAUGGUGUCCAGACUCUUCAAGGGGCCCAUGGAUCCAGCUCGAGUAGAAAAGAGUUCUUCUUCUGAAAGAAUCUUCUGCACCUCCGGCAAUACACCUCUGCUGACUUUCUCAUUCCAGGCCAGUAGAAGCGAUCUUGUAUCAAACCAAACUUUUUUUCAACUCCUAAGUGACCAUGGUGUUUGUGAAGAAACCUCAGGACCAUCCCUUUGUAUCAGCUGAGCAAGUCUACACACCGUAACUCUGAGAAAUGUACCCACUCAUGUUCCACUGCAGAGGGCUCUGAAUCCUGGGCCAGGGAUCGGAACCCACUCCUCUUUGCCCCUCCCUGCAGGCAAUAGCGGUCGCCUAGAUGGAUCUCCAAAUUAAGUACUGGAUAAUUAUUCUAACUUCCAAUCAAACUCUGAUUAAUGUAGGCCACUGGCUUAAGCCCUUCCGGAUAUGGUUGGUGUAGGAUACCCCCAAGUCCUUCCAAACUCAUGUGUAAAACAAAUGGCUUUUUGGGAUCAGCAUAGGCUAGAGCAGACACCUUACUCAUCUUCUGCUUAAAAAGCCAAAAGGCAUCUUAACAACUCUGAAGUCUAGUUUUAGUAAUCAGGCACUGAACCAUUCUUCUUUCUUACCAUGACUAUGGGAGAGGCAUACCCAUUUCUUGAAGUAUGUUCCUCACAUCUUUAACAUCUCAAGGUGCUAUUUGUCGUGAUCUCUUAUGGAAGGGGGCAGGAUCAUUCAGCCUAAUAAUGCUGGGUACUUAACACAGUCAACAUCCAUAUCUCUCGUAGAGAAUACCCCUUCUCGGAAUCUAAAGGUCUUCAACAGUCUUUCUGUCAAAUCUGGGGAUACAGAUUGAACUUCAGCUCUUUGGGAAAGUUUUCUUCAUAAUUUACUGCCAGUGUUGUGAGAGGAGCUAUCUCAUCCAGAAGGUGGAUAACUUCCAUUUACUCACAAUGAUACAAUAAAUCAGUGAUUGAUCAUUUGAAGACAGUCAUUGGAAUUACUUCAAUCUUCUGACUUCUCCAAUUUUUCACUUCAGGCAAAAUAGUCCUACCUUAAAGGAAGUUGUCUUCUGGAAGGGUGUCAAGUUUAGGGAUAUGGAACCCAAAAUUCAGUACUUGAAUAAUAAGCAGAAAAUAGAAAACAAAGUACAAGGCAAACAAAAUCUGAUAGCGGCAAGGCAGAGGCAAAGUCAGGCAAUCCAAAAAGUCAAAAUCCGGGCAGCAGAGGUUCACAAAUGAUAGGCAGGUCAGAGGUCAGUGUAACGGAGCUCCGGUACUCCAACCAAGUACCUCCACCAAGUCUGCUUCCUUGUAGCUAUCAGGGACCCUGAAACACUUCAGACCCAGACACCGAGGCUUGACUGGGAUCACUUAGGGCCUUUUCCACCCUAGACCAAACACUAGACGACACAUGGUGAAGGUUAAACAGCAACUCUUUAAUGAAUACAACACACAUAGUAUGAAGCCCCCAACAGCUUCAUUUACAUACAAUAGGUUACAUAGAUUACUAUAGUACAAGGAAGGGUGGGGUCAGACAAUAGCAAGGGCUGAUGGGAGAUUGAGGAGGGACAGAACAGCUAGUUUAAACUGGUCUGGCAGUGUCCCUGGGACAACGCUCUGCUGGGGAAACAAUAGGACAGGAAAAAGGGGAGAGGGGGUGAUGCACAGACCAGCAAUACAUUUAACAUACCCUGCACAAAUAAUAGGCACAAUGUGACAAAACACAAAGGGAAUUUGGGAGCUCACCCAUAGUGUCUGUUCUCCAUCCCCAGUGAUGGUGACUACCGUCACAUAUCUUCCCCCCCAAAGGUAGACUAACCAGGUACCAGACUUCCAAAAAGUCCAUCCAUCCUGGCAGCCUUCUCGACAAAGUUCCACAUAGUUUGUAAGUUUGUCCCGAUCAGGAGCAUGGAGCCCUCAUAGCCGAUCAGUCUGUGGAAGUCUGGUUUGGGCAGGCCAGACUGGGCUUCUCGGUUACCCUGUGCCUCUAAUAAGCACAGGGUGACUUAGACAUAAGAGGGGACUUGGAAGUGGUUUGCCAUGGCCUCCUUCCCAAACUCAAACCUAUCCCCAUAUGACUCCACUCUUAGGGGGCCACUGUGACCCCAAUAGACCCCAACAGCAAUUCUGGAACCCUGUAUCACCCUGUAACACAAGCUCUGAAUAGUUUCCAGCAUAUUUCUCCCCCUUCAGAAGGAGACCAAUACAGGAGACCCCAGACGAGUUGACUCUGAAGUUAGUGACUACAUCCAGAUCAUCAAGGCCAUCACCGAAACGGCACCCCAAACAAAUUGCCCAUGGAAGAGCAGCACUUACCCAGCCGACCUCUGCAUCUACUAAAGCAUAUACAUGCGUGCCCACUGUCCUGUCUCCCCGGAUCUCUCUCAGCCGCUGGAGGGAAGGCAGGGUGGCUGGGCCCCCUCUGACAUGGGGUUGGGGAUCGGAGCUCAUUGUCCAGCCUUCCUGGGGAUUACAGGUAGAGACCAGAGUCCCAUCCAUUUGUAUUGGAUAGAGAUCCCCUAGUGCUUGUGGCAAAGGGCUGAGGUUAGCCGUGCUUUGCUCUGGGAUCUGCUUUUCCGUGGGACCAGCAUUGUCUGAUGCCAUAGGCUCGCGGGUUACCAGUGGGUUUGGGCAGAGGCAAGUGGAGCUCUGCCCCGAUGCCAGCGCUUCAGCUGGGGGAGUUGCGCACUCCUUGAACUCCACCUUCACUAGAAGGAUGAUCUCCCUGCUUUUCAACUCCAGCGUCAUUGCAAGUUGGGCAAAGGCCAGCAGCGCUCUGACUCAAUGCCAGCACUUCAGCUGGAGUGGUGGUGUACUCCUCAAGUUCCACCAUCACCGAAAGGCUGUCCUCCCUGCUCUUGACUUCCGGCGUUGCUGCAAGUUGGGGCUCUUCUGCUGGGGUUACACUUUGCCACUGGGGAAAAAGACCAACUGCCUCCUCUCCCUGUAACGCAAACUUCAGCUGGGGAGGGAGAUCGACUACCUCUAUUCCCAGUAACUCAAUCUGCUGCUGAAGGGGGAGACCGACAACCUCUACCUCUGCUGCAUGAGUUUCCAUGCCAGGAGUUGGGAGAUCUGGGAUGGCUGUCCAGUAUCCCCGUGAUUCAGGUGUGGAGAAUACGGUUCCUUCCACAUCUACCUGACCAACAUAUUCAGAUGUAAGGUCUAUUAAAUCCCCAGUCUCUGGUACCUGCUGAUGUGCAGAGUCAAACAAUUGCUUGUAAUCCAGUUCAAGCUCCCACUCCAUGGUGGCCAGGUGGGUCAAAUCAGGUUCCAGGUCAGUUGCUUCUGAGAGAUCCAGUAGGUGUUCCCUAUUUUCCCUAAUGUCAUAAAGCCGGGACCUCUCAGGACUUCCCAAUUCAAUUUUAUCCUCAAAGGCCUCCCACAAUAGGCCAGGGCCAUCAUAGUCCUCACCCUCUGGAGGGUCAUCAUCUGCUAGAAAUGGGUACUGCUGGACUGCAUACCACCUUAAGGCCCGGGAAGAAUCAUCCAGCCACAAUUCUUUCUGUACCAGCUCCUCUAAUUUAAACACCCAUUCCGCCAGGGGCUGCUCUCCCAAGAAUUGCAUCCGCAAAUCAACUUGAUCCCAAAAUCGUUGCAUAACGGUUGGGAGAGAUUCUCCCCGAAGACAACUAACCUCCUCAAGGACAUUGUUCCAGAGAUCCCGACGGAUCGAGUACCGCCGGUCCAGUUCACCCUUUGUUAACAAAGGGCCAUCGUACUGGGACAGAGUUGCUUGUAGCCUCCGCUGUAACUCCUCCUCAGAUGGGGGUGCUGCACGGGUGCUAGCUCUAUCCAUUUACAUGAAUUCCAGAAAGCACAGUGGGAUCCCAGUAGAGGCGCCUGUGUCCAGGGACAUUUCUCCACCUGCUAGGAAGCUAUCCCACCGCUCCAACCGAGUACCUCCGCCAAAUCUGCUUCCUUGUAGCUAUCAGGGACCCUGAAACACUUCAGACCCAGACGCUGAGGCUUGACUGGGAUCACUUAGGGCCUUUUCCACCCUGGACCAAACACCAGACGACACAUGGUGAAGGUUAAACAGCAACUCUUUAAUAAAUACAACACACAUAGUUUUAAGCCUCCAACAGCUCAUUUACAUACAAUAGGUUACAUAGAUUACUAUAGUACAAGGAAGGGUGGGGUCAGACAAUAGCAAGGGCUGAUGGGAGAUUGAGAAGGGACAGAACAGCUAGUUUAAACUGGUCUGGCAGUGUCCCUGGGACAACGCCCUGCUGGGGAAACAAUAGGACAGGAAAAAGGGGGGAGGGGGAGACCAGCAAUACAUUCAACAUACCCUGCACAAAUAAUAGGCACAAUGUGACAAAACACAAAGGGAAUUUGGGAGCUCACCCAUAGUGUCUGUUCUCCAUCCCCAGUGAUGGUGACUACCGUCACAGUCAGGUAAAUCCAGGAGAGCAGGUAGAGUACAGCAGCAGGGAAACAGGUUUUAAGCACAGAACAACUGAGCCAUGAAAGCUCAGCUGUUCUGAGUUGAAAUAGGGUGCCAAAGGAAAGGCACACCUAUUCUGGCAUACCUCCAUAACACCAUAUUGGUGUAUUGGGCUGUCAGUCAACGGUGUUGCCAUGGAGAGAGAUAGUAUACAAAUGUGUUCCAGCCACACCUACAGGGUUGUCCUGUGGCAUGGAACGGUCGUGCAUGUCUUCCAAUCAUCUAUGAUUGCCUGGGAGACGUGACGCAAUCUGUGAGACGUGACGCAAUCUAGAUUCAGAGGUUGUGGCUUGCCCCUUGUAUUCACGCGUGUGUGUAUUUGGGUGGCCGCAGCUCGGAUAGCAGCAAUAGAAUAGAGGUAAGUCGUGACAAAGGGAUUCAAGGCAAAACUGACAGUCCCCAGGAAAUAUACCUUCUCCCAAGACUGCAAAAGCUGUGAUAGACUUCAUAUAUCCAUGCUUAAGGAAAACAGGUUGGGGACCUGAAUAAUGAAACUGUCUAGUUUGGUUCUCAAGAGCCAAUUUAUGACAUUCUUGCACCAUCCAUCCUUUUCAAAGAGACAUCUCCCACUUCCUUGGAACACACCUUGCACCAUUUGAUCAGAACACACCUUGCACCUUUUAGUCUUUGUCCCAAAUAUAAGUGGAAUAUCAGGCCAACCUGGGUUUGGACACACUAAGGCUUCUAUAUUCAUAGGACACGCUAUUCCAGUGUCCAGCUGAGAAAUACAAUCUGCACCCUAAAGAUCCCUUCUACGGGUUUAGCCUAAGAAUAAACGUCUACAGUGCCCAAUCCCAAACUUCCAGGUGAUUAGGUUACAAAGCCUACUAAUAAUUCCAUUAGGAAUUAUUACACAGGUGCCUUCAUUUGUACCCCUUUCAUUUGUAACUGCUCUCACAGGUGCCAUCAUUUGUAGCCCCUUUUUUCACCUUGCUUCUCCAUCAGGCUGCCAAAUGUGGCAGUUGCAUAUCUUUAUUUUUACAGUGCCUCCACUCAGUGAUUUGUACUAAGUUGAAUACAGGGAACCCAAAAUGUUGGUGAAUGUGUGUGUCUGCUAGUGACUGUGUCUGUUAGUGAGUGUGUAUGCCUGUUAGCUAGUGUAUGCUUGUCUGUCAGUGAAUGUGUGUGUGUGUGUAUUUAGAAGGCGGAGCAGGGGGAAGGGUGGGGUGGCACGGGGUAGCCCGCGGCGGGGGCGCCUGAGUUUUGUCAUGCCUAGGGCAGCACAAAACCAGGAUACACCACUGCUCUCGCCCCAACUCUGUCUCUGGCAUACUCACCCUGUCACAAUCAUCCCCUGAAGACAAUCAUCCACUCAUCAUACACACAGUUGUAAAACAUAGCUGUGACAUAAACUCAGUGCACAAAGGACACUCAGACACACACUCUCAGGCACACACAUAGGUAGACAAUGCAAGACACACUCAGAAAUACACAUUUUAAUGUUUCCAAUAACCCCUUUACACCAGCACUUAUCCAUACACAACCGCUAGGCUAUGCAACAAUAGCCCGCAAUCGUGUAUAAACCAGGGCUUGACAGAUUUGCUUGAAAUCUACGAGCCAGCUAAAAUAUUUAAACGUCAGAAAAACAAUUCUUAAAGAGACACUAUAGCAGUGGUGGCGAAUCUUUUGCCCAAACCGCAAUACAUGCCAACUUUUGAUUUUCUCAAAGUGCCAACACGGCAAUUAAACCUGAAUACUGAGGUUUAAGUUUAGAAAACACAACUCGUACAGUUGUCCAAACUAAUUAACAACUUUUGUUUUAAAAGAAGAACACAACAGAGUUCAAUGAUACAAAUUUUAAAUAAUUAUAAAAUAGAUAAAAUUAAGCUUAUAUUUAUUAGUAUCUCCAACAAAUACAAUACAUACACACAGACUGCUGAACACAUUCACACAGUCCACUGAAUACACACAGUCCACUGAAUACACACAGUCCGCUGAGUACACACAGACUGCUGAACACAUACACUGCUGAAUACACACACACAGACUGCUGAGUACACACACAGAGAUUCUGCUGAAUACAUACACACAGACUGCUGAAUACACACACACACAUACAGACUGCUGAAUACAUACACUGCUGAAUACACACACACAUACUGCUGAAUACACACACACAGACUGCUGAAUUCACAGGCGCGGCAACGCUUCACACAGAUUGCUCGUGGGAGGACAGGAGAGCUGCUUCCUAGAGCCCUCCCCCUGCCUCCGGACACGGUAGCAGAGUAGGCGCCUGCCGUUUUGGGCAGGCAGGUGCCUGCUCUGCAUUGAUGCAGGUAGCCAGCGGCCUCCUCUCCCGGUGACCUAUGGCCACGUGCCCACAGAGAUGGCCAUAUCCUGUCCCUGCAUGCUUUUCAAUGUAAACGCUGACUUUUCACCUCUAGAAGUGCUUCCUGGGUCAGUUAAUUCUCCCCAUAGGGAUGCAUUGAUUCAAUGCGCCUCUAUGGGGAUAAUUUGAUUGCGCAACAUGGUGUUUUUCUGCGCAUACACAAUAGUUUCCAAAUGUUUUCGUAUGGGGAAGCAUUGAAUUGGCUGAGAUCGUCACGAUUGUUGAACUCAGCCAUGGUAAGCAUAACCAGCAUGGUGUGGAAAAAAGGUGAGUAAAACACCUUUCCCAUAUGAUUUGGAGGGGGCAGGUCACCUAAACAACAACACUCACUGACAGACAGACACACACACAAACACUGAUUUGAUACACACUCACUGACAGACACACACAGACACUGAUUUGAUACACACUCCCUGACACACACACUGAUUUGACACACACACACUGACAGAGACACACUGAGACACUUACUCACUGACAGACAGACAUACACUCACUGAUAGACAUAGACACACUCACUGACACACACACACUCACUCACAAAUCAUUACUUUUUUAUUCUAAUUUAAAUCCACCCAGCUUUCCAACCUUAAGGCUCCCGGCAUCACUGGAGGACGCGCAAGGGAGCAGAGCAAGGAGAUUACAGCUACCUCGUGAUGCACGCUGUCAUCCAUGCACGUCUCCCUCAGCUCUCCAAAGGCCACAUGCCCGCCUCAGCCCUGCAUGAGCUGACUGCCCGCCUCCAAUCUCAGCCAGCCAGUCACUUCAGGGGCUGAACGGGCUCACAAAUCACAGGGAUUUGUUGAUCUCUGGUAUAAACAAUAAGCAUAAUUGCAAAUUUAAAUUUGUUUAUUGCAAAUGAUGCCAUAACUAUAGUGAGAGCUCACGACACAGCGGCACAGUGAGCCGCAACAAUGCAAGCCUCUGAACGAUGAAUACAGAGACUAGCUCUCUGUAUCUAACGCCGCAAGCCUGCCCUUUAAUAUAUAUACAGCUUCAUAUACACACUUGUCAACCCCUAUUUUCUUUUUCACUAAUGGUAUUAGUGGGGACUUCAUGUUUGAGUUUCGCCUAAAGCCUUGCAAAGUCUAGAACCGCCACUGCAUCCAAGCUUAUAUUUGAAAUAGUUGUCUUAAAUUAUGAAAACAGAAUUUCUUUCAUAAAAAUAAGCAUCCCAGAUUGACAGCAAAAAACACGGGUGACCUAAUUUCAAGACAGAACAAGGUAAUGUAACCAGACUUCCCAGAACAAAAGGGCAUAUGCAUUAGGGAGCUAAGGAAUGUUUACAUAUGACUCAAUUGAAAAAUCAUAUGACUCGAUCUCUGACCCUAGAAGGUAUCAAACUAUGAUAUAUACUCCUGCAGUGCAGUAAUAUAUAAUAAUAUAAUUGAGAGGACUGUUUUGCUAAAAUGAGAACACAUAUUUGUCUUUCUAUUUUAACAGCUGGAACAAUCACCUGUACACUUCAAUUUCCUCGUCCUGACUGGUACUGGGAUACAGUUACAAAAAUUUGUGUCUUCAUCUUUGCCUUUGUGGUGCCAGUCCUCGUAAUUACAGUGUGCUAUGGUCUAAUGAUUCUGCGCCUUCGCAGCGUUCGACUUCUCUCUGGCUCCAGGGAAAAAGAUCGUAAUCUGCGUCGAAUCACCCGCAUGGUACUAGUUGUGGUAGCUGCAUUCAUUAUUUGCUGGACACCCAUCCAUAUUUUUGUCAUUGUGUGGACCAUGGUAGAUAUUGACAAGAGAAAUCCAUAUGUUGUAGCAAGCUGGCAUUUCUGCAUUGCAUUAGGCUACACCAACAGCAGCCUUAACCCUGUCCUAUAUGCUUUUCUGGAUGAAAAUUUCAAGAGAUGCUUCCGGGAGUUCUGUCUUCCUUUCCGUUCCCACUCAGAACAAAGCAGUUUCAGCCGAGCUCGCAACACCACUAGAGACCAAGUUUCCACCUGCGCUCAGUCACAUGCUCCAGACAAGCCAGUAUGACUAGACAUGGAUGGCCGAAGGAGAGGAUCCCGAGGCCGCAGAGGAGAAGAUCUGAACUCUGAAGUCACUCAGGUUACUAGUACCACUGAAUUUUAGCAGGAAGACUCUUUGUACAUUCAGAACUGAGAUCAUGUUGUCCAUUCUUAAAAUAUUUUCUCAAAUGCCAGUCCCUUUCUCUCUACAAACAUGCUAUUUAGUCUUAAGGUAUGGUAUUUAUCCUUACACCUGUUUAUUAAUAACUCCAUUCAAAUGAAAAUUCAACUGACAAUCAAAACAUCUACCAUCCAGUGUGUUUGGAUGUUAUCUGACUUAAAAAAAUCAAGCAGUUCUUAGAUCUUUUUACUUAAGGAAUAUUUAUGAGUAUGGGACAUUUGUCUUCAAUAGAGACCAAUAUAUUGUUCUAGAUAUCUGGAUACUUUUUUUUCUUGAAACUUUUUGAUCUAAUCUCUAUUUCAAUGCCUAGUUGAUGGUUACCUAGAGUUUCAAGUUACUGAUUCCUCUUCAGUUGUUAGUCCAAAAAGCCAGCACAUAAUUUUCUUGAAGUCUUGAACAGUUUCUGAACUCGAGAAUUUUAGGGAUGUGAAACAAGACCUGUAUUGAGGAAAUGUUGAACUUUGCCUUUCAAAUGACUGAACAAUUUCAAGUUUCCAUCACAUUUGAAUUGUAUUAACAGACUAUAAAUGAAUAAAAUAGACUUUGGUUGGAAGGAGUGUUUAAACAACUGAGACCAUCCAUAUUCCGAAAUGUGCCAACAUAAUUUAACAUAAAUUUUGGAUCUGCUUAUUAAAGAAACCUAUGAUUUUUGACUUUUUUAGUAGGGCGAAUAACAUCAUAAAUCCUACAAGAACUUUGAACUUCGAAAGCUUUUUUUCAGAACAGUAGCAAUAAAUGACUGAAAAAAAUGAGCUUAUAAUCAGUUUAUAAAUAAGUACAUUUGGGAAACGUGUAUACUUAUGUCACAUAUGAAAUGAUACAGAGUCUUCACAUUUUUUAUAGUUGGAGCAGUGAAAUUAAUUUUGAAUAUUUAGAAGAAGAACAACAUGGACCUGAUCAGCACUGAAGUGGCUUAUGCUUUUUAGUUGUACAGGGUUUGCUGGUUUUCAGCAGUACAUUUCUUGAGUUGGCUUUGUAAUCUAUUUCAAUCUGUAACAUACAUUUGAAAGAAUACACAAAGUGAUUUCCGGAUAUCACAUAAAACCAGCUGUAGACUGAUAAACAACAAUCACUUUGGUAUUCUGAUAAGGGCAGGGACAAUCACUGAAAACUAAACAUGUGCAGUGUGUCCAUUAAAUUAAUAUUUUCAGCAUACCGUGAAAAUAUAGUGAUAAAAUGCACAGUAUUUGUUUCUAUUGCUCAGUCAUGACUUCAAGUUGAUUUAGAAAUGUAGUGAUGAUCAAAAAAUAAUAAUCAAAAAAGCAGGGAUAUUUCAUUGUUGUGAAAGGGAUUAAAUUACAUGAAUUUAUAUAGGGGUGGGCAAAGUAUGUUGAG
Molecule: messenger RNA, 28488 nt
Organism: Pelobates cultripes (western spadefoot toad)
Lineage: Eukaryota; Metazoa; Chordata; Amphibia; Anura; Pelobatidae
Source: the annotation of a GenBank genome assembly